This is a messenger RNA of Labrus mixtus (cuckoo wrasse), 2000 nucleotides long. It is a transcript of the gene cry-dash, whose product is annotated as cryptochrome DASH. Gene Ontology annotation, biological process: photoreactive repair. Lineage: Eukaryota; Metazoa; Chordata; Actinopteri; Labriformes; Labridae. Gene Ontology annotation, molecular function: damaged DNA binding; FAD binding; deoxyribodipyrimidine photo-lyase activity. The record is from RefSeq and is a predicted model, not a curated record. The transcript is spliced from 14 exons. The coding region runs from base 28 to 1593 and encodes 521 amino acids.
UAUCUUUUACUGAAACUACUGCCGACAAUGUCUACCUCCCGUACAGUCAUAUGUUUACUGAGAAACGACUUGCGGCUCCACGACAAUGAGCUUUUCCACUGGGCUCAAAGAAAUGCAGAGCACAUAGUCCCACUGUACUGCUUUGAUCCCAGACAUUAUGUUGGAACGUACAACUACAACCUGCCAAAAACUGGACCUUUCCGCCUGCGCUUCUUACUGGAGAGUGUCAGGGACCUCAGAAACACGUUACUCAACAAGGGCAGCAACCUGGUGGUUAGACAGGGGAAGCCAGAGGAGGUAGUUGCCGACCUCAUCAAGCAGCUGGGCUCUGUCAGCACCGUGGCUUUCCAUGAAGAGGUAACUUCAGAAGAACUGAAUGUGGAGAGCAGAGUGAAGGAAGUCUGUGCGCAGAUGAAGGUCAAAGUCCACACCUGCUGGGGGUCUACGUUGUUCCACAGAGAUGAUCUGCCGUUCCCCCACACGUCCAGACUGCCUGAUGUGUACACACAGUUCAGGAAGGCAGUGGAGACCCAGAGCAGGGUGAGGCCUUUGUUACCAACCCCUGAGCAGCUGAAGCCCCUCCCCCAAGGGCUGGAGGAGGGCGCUAUCCCUACAGCAGAGGACCUACUACAAACAGAGCCUAUGAGUGAUCCUCGCUCGGCCUUCCCCUGCAGUGGUGGUGAGAGUCCGGCUCUGGCCAGACUCAAGCACUAUUUCUGGGACACUAAUGCGGUGGCAACUUACAAGGAGACUCGUAAUGGCUUGAUGGGUGUGGAUUAUUCCACUAAAUUUGCACCCUGGUUGGCGAUGGGUUGCAUUUCACCCAGGUAUAUUUAUCAUCAGCUCCAGCAGUAUGAAAGGGAGCGAACAGCCAACCAGAGCACGUACUGGGUCAUUUUUGAGCUUUUGUGGAGGGAUUACUUCAAGUUUGUGGCUGUCAAGUACGGAAACAGACUGUUUCAAAUCAAAGGACUUCAAGACAAAUCUAUUCCAUGGAAAAAGGACAAGGAGCUUUUCAACGCAUGGAAAGAGGGGCGCACAGGAGUGCCCUUUGUGGACGCCAACAUGAGAGAGCUGGCAUUGACGGGCUUCAUGUCCAACAGGGGGCGGCAAAACGUUGCAAGCUUUCUCACUAAGGACCUGGGCCUGGACUGGAGGAUGGGAGCCGAGUGGUUUGAGUAUCUUCUGAUUGACCACGAUGUCUGCAGCAACUAUGGCAACUGGUUAUACAGCGCUGGCAUAGGAAACGACCCCAGAGAAAACCGCAAGUUCAACAUGAUCAAGCAAGGCCUGGACUAUGACAGCAAUGGUGACUAUGUGCGCCAGUGGGUUCCUGAGCUGCAGGGCAUCAGGGGAGCAGACGCGCACGCACCCUGGACCCUCAGCAGUGCGGCGCUGUCACGCGCUCAGGUGUCCCUCGGUGAAACGUACCCCACCCCCGUCGUCAUGGCGCCUGAGUGGAGCAGACACGUUAACAAGAAACCGAGUGGAGCGGGGCCUUCACCAAGAGGAAAGAAAGGCCCGUCUCACACUCCAAAACAACAUCGAGACAGAGGCAUUGAUUUCUACUUCUCAAAGAGCAAAAACCUGUGAUCUGCCUCCAAGCAAAAGCUGAGCACACACUGCAGUAUGCCUCAUGGACAGAAGCUUCAGUGACACAACAACCUGGACUGCUGCUGUAAAACAUGUGAUGCACAGAGGGAAGUAGUCUAAUGAGGAUUUAAGGGAAAUGCAUGGUCCCUCUCACACUUGCAUACUUAGCUAUAUGGGCCACCAAGUAGUGCUCAUUGAGCACCUCGUACGCACUCAUGUUUCCUGUUACCCUGAAGUAACUCUAAAAGCCACUGUGGUUUUUAGUUCGGUGAAUUAGAUACCUGGAACUUUGAGCUUGUGGUUUUGAGGCAAUGUUUAUCAUCUAAGUUUAUUAUUUUUGUUCAGGAAAAUAUCUGAUGUUGCUUUUUUUUUUUUUUAAUUAAACUUUUGCAGUUUUGCAUAUUUAU